Plasmodium gonderi is the source of this 846-nucleotide messenger RNA. Its product is annotated as exosome complex component RRP42. Gene Ontology annotation, biological process: nuclear mRNA surveillance; exonucleolytic trimming to generate mature 3'-end of 5.8S rRNA from tricistronic rRNA transcript (SSU-rRNA, 5.8S rRNA, LSU-rRNA); nuclear polyadenylation-dependent rRNA catabolic process. The record is from RefSeq and is a predicted model, not a curated record. Bases 1 to 846 code for a protein of 281 amino acids. The transcript has a single exon. NCBI's taxonomy places the organism in Eukaryota, Apicomplexa, Aconoidasida, Haemosporida, Plasmodiidae. Gene Ontology annotation, cellular component: cytoplasmic exosome (RNase complex); nuclear exosome (RNase complex).
AUGAGUUCCCUAAAGUAUAUCGAGAAUAGCAUUAAUUCAAAUAUUAGAGUGGAUGGGAGAACGUUACUUACAUAUAGAACCAUCGAAAUAAACAAAAAUAUUUUAGUUUCAGCAGAUGGUAGCAGUAGUGUUAUGAACGAAGAAAACAACGUAAUCUGUGGAAUUAAACUAUCACUAUUAACCCCGAAUUUGGACGCAGCAGAUGAAGGGUUUGUCAAUCUGCAGAUUGAUUGUCCAGCAUCUGUAGCUGCAAAUAGAAUAAAAAAAGAACAUUUACAAAUUAUGUCCUCAGUCAUUUAUGAUUUAUGCUUAAAAAAUACUAUUAAUAAAAAAAAACUCUGUAUUUUACCAUCAAAAUUUGUAUGGGGAGUUGAUAUAAGCGUUAUGGUUUUAAAUGCCGGAGGAGGAUUACUAGACAUUAUUAGUAUUGCUAUAUAUGUUGCUUUGAAUGAUACCUUUAUGCCAAUUGUUAAACCAAAAAAAAAAAUUGGUGAAUCGAACACAUUUCAUAAUACAAAGUGUACAGAAUAUGAAGUCGAAAUUGUUGAAAAUCAGAAAACAAAAUUUCCUUAUGAAAAUAUUCCCAUAUGUGUCUCCAUAGGAGAAAUAAACAACAAAUAUAUUUAUGAUAUGUCUAAAAUUGAGGAAGAAUUAGUUGAAAAUAUAUUCGUCGUUGCCAUUACUUCAAGUGGAAAAUGUGUGGCAUUUCACAAAUUAUAUGGUAUAUCUAUGGAAAUUGCUUCAAUACUAAAAAUGACAGAAAAUUCAUCAAAAAUUUCACAUUAUCUUUUUGAGAAAAUUCAUGAAUCUAUUGAUAAAAUACAAACAAGAAGUGUUCUUUUGUAA